UCCGGAAUCAGCGCCUGGGCGACCAGGAGUAAAUGUGGUGGGGUCGUGCCCACAAUCGGGAAUGAUGGGGAGACCCCUCACUCUGCAGGCCCGGCUGGCGCAAGCGGCACGUACGAGAAGUCAAGCUAAAGCUAGCGCUAGCCAAGAACCUCCGAGGAGGGAGCAGGAGCCAGGAAAAAGAAAGGAGGCCGUGGAAGUGGAAGAUGACGAUGAUGAAGAAGAAGAAGACGAGAAGUUGCGCCGAGAAGAGGAUCAGAGAGCGGAACAACGGGCAAGGAAAAAGGGAACCAAGGGAGAAGCCGAACCGGUCAUACGUGACGGACCACCCAAAAAGAAGAAAUAUACGGUUCGGUUGGAAGAGGGAUUUGACGUAGAAAGAGUAAUUGACAGGCUGCUGGAAGGGCAUAAUGACCUCAUGACCCUGAAGGAGAUCCUAGCGUCAGCCCCGCGACUCCGUGAUGAACUGAAGGGGAGAUUGUCGCGGCGCCUGGUGCCCAAUGUCCAUCUGGGCACGAUCCUGCCGAAGGAGGCAGAGUGGGCGGAGUCAGGUACGAAGAUGGACUUGAAGUGCGUAGCCUGCGGCACGGUGGAUUUGAUGGUGAAGGGUUCCAAGUGUGCAGCAAUGGUGGACACCGGGGCGGAGAUGAACAUUAUUCGGGAGACGGACGCGAUCAGAUUCGGGCUGGAUAUAGACUGUUCUGACUGCGGUAUUCUGCAUGGAGCCAGCUGUAAGGCCGUGUUUUGCGGGACAGCCUCGAAUGUGAUCAUCGAGGUUGGAAAGGUGAAGGCCAGGGUAUGCUUCUUCAUAAUGCCGAACGUGGACCAUGAAAUCCUCCUUGGGAGGUCAUUCCUAAGCAGGACGGAGACCGUGAUAUUCAACAAACAUGACGGAACUCUAAUCCUUCUCUUAUGCGAUCCUGCCUGCGGGAAUUACGAAAUAAUUAUCUACAUGAACACCGGGACAAGGAGUAUAAGGAACCGGCCCAAUUCAGGAUCAUUCACGAUCGAGGAGUCGGAAGGGGAGCGCCGGAGGCUCCGGGCAGAGCCCGAAGCAGGAGAGAGGGUGGAAGCAUUUUCCCUCAGCUUGUCAGAUGUUGGGAAGGCCAUGGACCUGGUGGCCGCGCAUGAGAUGGGAGAUCUGGAUGCCAUCCAGGCCUUGAGGGAGCAAGUUCUGGAAUGCCCCGAGGCAGGAAGAUUAGAGUUGGUAUAUCGGCUCCCAGGCAGCGGAGGGCACCCCGCAUCAGCGCAAACAUAAUCUGUGAGUCGGCUAUUUUUAGGGGACGGCUCAAGCAGGGUUCCCAAAGGCGGUACAAGACGGU
Messenger RNA from Chara braunii, 1319 nucleotides. NCBI's taxonomy places the organism in Eukaryota, Viridiplantae, Streptophyta, Charophyceae, Charales, Characeae. The record is from the annotation of a GenBank genome assembly.